This is a messenger RNA of Telopea speciosissima, 1985 nucleotides long. Its product is annotated as pentatricopeptide repeat-containing protein At3g29290. The record is from RefSeq and is a predicted model, not a curated record. Bases 107 to 1969 code for a protein of 620 amino acids. The transcript is spliced from 2 exons. Gene Ontology annotation, molecular function: protein binding. Lineage: Eukaryota; Viridiplantae; Streptophyta; Magnoliopsida; Proteales; Proteaceae.
UUUCCUUCAUAUAUAUAGGCUAGCAAGAGCUUCAACUCCCCCGGGUAACUGUUCUGCUAGUCUCAAUAUUGAUCCGUGAACCUGUUUAUCUUUCUGGAACUCAGAUAUGGUAGAAAUUUUGAGGAGUCCGCUUGCGCUUUGUAUUACAUCCAACAGUUUUCCUGCGCAACAAUUCCCGGUUUUUAGGGAAAGAAGAAUCUGUCUUGAAUGUUUUCUUUGCAAUAUAGAUUUUAGUUUGUCCAGCAGAAAAUUGAAACAAAGGCAUUCUAGAGUACGUAGCCUAAAUAUGGCAUCGGUGGUUAACGAUUAUGGUUGUUUGAGCAGAACUCAGAUGAUAAGAUUGCCAGUAAUGAAGUGGCCAGUUGAAUCUAUAAAGAAAAGGGUUAAUCCAUUUGUGGCUACUUGCUUAGAAUCUGGGUUGGGUUUUAAGGAAGACGAAGGAAUAAUAUCGACUCACGAAAGAGAAGAGGAACCUGGUACAGUUUCUUAUGAACAGCAGUCGCCUACCUGGAGAAAUUUAGAGUUUCAGGAUAAUUCUGAUGUUAAUACUAGUGCAGCUAGUCCACUUUCUUCUGACUCUGAAGUUAUGGUUGGUCUGCUUGAACCCAGACUGUAUUUUCUAGAGGAGAGGGAUGAACAGGUACUGUCAAAAAGGAUCUUGAGCCUUAGCAGAUCUAAUAAGGUUAGAAGUGCUUUCGAUCUGUAUAUGUCUGUGGAAGUUUCAGGUCUUCAAGCUAGUCUACAUGCAUGUAAUUCACUUCUCUCGUGUCUUUUGAGGAACCAGCUGCUUGAUGAUGCUUUGAGAAUUUUUGAUAUGAUGAAGGAGAAGGAAAUGACUUCCGGCCAUACAUAUAGCUUGAUCCUCAAAGCAGUUGCAAACACUCGAGGUAGCGAUUCAGCCCUCAAAAUGUUUGGUGAAUUGGAAGCCAAAGGUGUGGCUAAGAAUUGUUUUGAUGCUAUUGUUUACAAUACUAUGAUAUCAAUUUGUGCAAAAGCAAACAACUGGGUUCAAGCAGAAAGAAUAUGGAGAAAUAUGAAGGAGAAUCAUCAGAGUGGAACGACAAUAACUUACAAUCUGUUAGUCAGCAUUUUUGUUCGAUGUGAUCAGAAUGAACUUGCCCUUGAUGCCUACCAUGAGAUGAUCCAAGAUGGAUUGAAACCAAGCGAGGAUAUUAUGAUAGCUGUAAUAGUAACCUGCACAAAAGAUGGGAAGUGGAGUUUGGCGCUGAGUAUCUUCCAGAACAUGUUGGAAAGUGGAUUCAACCCAAGUACAACUGCCUGCAAUGCCUUGAUCAAUUCACUUGGGAAAGCAGGGGAAGUUGAAUUAGCUUUCAAGGUUUAUGAUCUCGUGAGAUCUUUGGGUCAUGCACCUGAUACAUACACAUGGAAUGCAUUGCUCGGUGCUUUGUACAGCGGUAACCGAUAUGGAGAUGUUCUAAGGCUGUUUGAGAGCAUUAAAAGGGAGCAGAAUUCUCAACUAAAUCUUCAUCUGUAUAAUAAAGCUCUAAUGUCUUGCCGAAGACUAGCUUUAUGGGAUCAAUCUCUGCAACUUCUAUGGCAGAUGGAAACUAGUGGACUACCAGUGCCAACUGCAUCAUAUAAUUUUGUUAUUGGUGCUUGUGAGGUUGCAAGGAAGCCAAAAGUUGCUCUGCAAGUAUAUGAACACAUGGUUCACCAGAACUGCACUCCAGAUAUAUUCACUUAUCUGUCACUAAUACGAGCUUGCAUUUGGGGAUCUCUCUGGGCCGAAGUGGAGGAAAUUCUAGAACAUGUUGCUCCAGAUGUGUCUCUUUACAACACUAUUAUUCAAGGGAUGUGUCUAAGGGGUAAAACCACAUCCGCAAGGAAACUGUACAUGAAAAUGCGUGAGAGAGGGCUUAAACCCGAUGGUAAAACAAGAGCUUUGAUGCUUCAGAACUUCACAAAAGAUUCAGUUAGACAAGGUAACAGGUACCGUUUCCGCAAAUGAUGUGAAUUGAAUAAAA